Messenger RNA from Lolium perenne, 1222 nucleotides. RefSeq names its product expansin-A15. Gene Ontology annotation, biological process: plant-type cell wall organization. Gene Ontology annotation, cellular component: extracellular region. Lineage: Eukaryota; Viridiplantae; Streptophyta; Magnoliopsida; Poales; Poaceae. The record is from RefSeq and is a predicted model, not a curated record.
UGCAUGCGCCGGCCUGCAGGGUUAAUUCCACUCGAUCGAUCGCUCACUCACUCGAGAUAGUAUUUAAGAACCGUGCGUACGCGUGUACAGUUGAUUGCUUCAGAUUAAUUUUCACUAGUACUUAUCACACUCUCACUGUCACUGACGCUCACUGCCAAGUCAGAAAUGGAGAUCACGCGGAGUAGUAAACCGUGGAGCUUUCUGCUGUUCGUCGUCACCGCGGCGUCUCGCUUCCCGGCAACCACGGCGGGCUGGUCGAAGGGCUCCGCCACGUUCUACGGCGGCAGCGACGCCUCCGGCACCAUGGGUGGGGCGUGCGGGUACGGGAACCUGUACUGGUCGGGGUACGGGACGCGCACGGCGGCGCUGAGCUCGGCGCUGUUCAACGACGGCGCGUCGUGCGGGGAGUGCUACCAGGUGGCGUGCGACCACGAGUCGGAGGCGCGGUGGUGCCUGCCGGGGAAGUCGGUCACCGUCACGGCCACCAACUUCUGCCCGCCCAACUACGAGCUCUCCGGCGACGACGGCGGCUGGUGCAACCCGCCGCGCGCGCACUUCGACAUGGCCCAGCCCGCCUGGCUCCGCAUCGGCAUCUACAAGGGCGGCAUCGUGCCGGUGCUCUACCAAAGGGUGUCGUGCGUGAAGCAGGGAGGGGUGAGGUUCACGAUGGGGGGCUUCGAGCGCUUCCUGCUGGUGCUCAUCUCCAACGUGGCCGGGAGCGGGUCGAUCAAGGCGGUGUGGGUGAAGGGGACGGGCACGGAGAGGAUGCCGAUGAGCAGGAACUGGGGCGCACACUGGCAGUCCCCCGCCGCGCUCGUCGGCCAGGCGAUCACCUUCGGGGUCACCGACACCGCCGGCCAGACCGUCGUCUUCCAGAACGUCGUGCCGGCGUGGUGGAGGUUUGGCCAGGCCUUCACCUCCAACAUUCAGUUCUCCACUUCUGCUCAAUCGUUCUAGGUAGCACGGUCGGACAGGGAUAGCUAGCUGCAGUCUGGAGAUCGAGUUCUUUGUUGGUUUCCUGUUGUAUUGGGUUGAAUAAUUCUUCAGACUGAUCAGAAAUUCAGGAAGGAUACAAGAGUAGUCGAGUAAUGUUGAGGGAGAACCUGGAGAGGAACUGGUUUAGUCUCGGAUGUGAACAGAGAGGCUAGAAUCCAUUCAUGAAGGAGUUUGCACUCCCUUUUUUUUUUGAAAAGAACGGAGGAGUUUGUAUUCUUGCCCCAUU